AUGGCUACUCGACCAAACAUUGUGCUGCCUCCUGGCAAGGAGGUGGUCAGCGUGAAAAUGAUCAACCCAGUCAAUUUUGGACCUGCUAUCAUCAAACGGUUCAUGGAACCCCCCAUCCCUGGUGUGGAAAAGAAGAAACCCGGACCCGUCUUAACAUUCCUUUUGGAACAUCCUUCAGGACAAAAGCUGGUGUUUGAUCUUGGGAUUCGCAAGGAUUAUGAAAACUAUGCUCCCACCGUGGCCAACUACAUACCGACAACAAAUUACGAUAUUCAAGUAUCAAAAAACGUGGUAGAUAUCCUAGAAGAGAAUGGUAUCUCGGGAGAGAGCAUUAAUGCGGUUAUCUGGAGCCAUUGGCAUUGGGAUCAUAUCGGAGACCCGUCAAGCUUCCCCAGCAGCACUGAUUUGAUUGUGGGGUCCGGCUUCUCGGAUGCCAUGUUGCCCGGCUAUCCUGCCAAUCCUAAAUCUCCUAUUCGGGAAAGUGAUUAUGCUGGUCGAUCUUUGCGUGAGAUUCGAUUCGAUGGACCAGAUGCCCUCCGUAUUGGGAAAUUCCCUGCAGUUGAUUACUUCGGCGAUGGAUCGUUCUACCUCUUAGACAGCCCAGGACACGCAAUCGGGCAUCUUUGCGGCCUAGCACGAACGACUGUAAAUCCGCCUACUUUUGUCAUGAUGGGAGGAGACAUUUGUCAUUACGCAGGCAUCUUUCGACCGUCGAAAUAUCUCCCUGUGCCGGAGUCAAUCUCUCCCCAUCCGUAUAACACACAAAGUGAUGUGCCCUUCUGCCCCGGGAGUGUCUUCGAUGAUAUGCAGCAUACUAGAGGAAGGAAACCGACAGAUACGGUCUACGAGAUGUGUUUCGGACAUGAUAUUCCCCUUGCGCAGAAGACUCGCGACCAAUUGCAAGAAUUAGAUUGCGAUGAGAACAUAUUUGUUAUUAUCGCACAUGAUGCAAGUGUCAGAGACGGGGUGGAUCACUUCCCAUUAAGUCUCAACGCUUGGAAGGAGAAGGGAUGGGCGCAGAACGUCAAAUGGACUUGGUUUCGGGAUCUGGAACCCUUUUGGAAGUCCAAAGGCUUGUGA
Penicillium griseofulvum is the source of this 1080-nucleotide messenger RNA. RefSeq names its product MBL fold metallo-hydrolase. The record is from RefSeq and is a predicted model, not a curated record. The transcript is spliced from 3 exons. The coding region runs from base 1 to 1080 and encodes 359 amino acids. Lineage: Eukaryota; Fungi; Ascomycota; Eurotiomycetes; Eurotiales; Aspergillaceae.